GGUGAGGCUGCUCUGGGGCUGCAGUUGGAUGGCGCCUGAGAGCCUGGGGCCCAGCCCAUCUAGAACGUGCUGACACAUGGUCGCUCAGAGGUAUGUCCUCGGUCACAGUGUUGGCUCCCUGUCAAAGCUGAAACCCUGGGAGGAGCCCCCAGCCUCCAUCCAUCCAUGCCGUCUGAGUACUGAUAUGGCUGACUGAAGCCUGGUAAGCAUGCAGAGCCCAGCCCAGAAGCUCGCCAAGCCCUGGAGCUCCAUGCAGGGGCCACAGGAUGGAGAGGACCUUGCCCACCAGCCCUGGUAUCACGGUGCCCUGUCCCGCCAGAAAGCCGAAGCCUUGCUUCUGCAAGAUGGUGAGUUCCUGGUUCGGGCCUCAGGGUCCCACAGGGGCCAUCCUGUGAUCUCAUGCCGCUGGCGAGGUGAGGCCCUACAUUUCGAGGUGUUCCGUGUGGUUCUGCGUCCCAGACCAGGCCGCCCCAAAGCCCUCUUUCAGCUUGAAGAUGAGAGAUUUCCCAGCAUGUCGGCCCUAGUUCAUAGUUACGUGACUGGCCAGCGCCCACUGUCCCAGGCCACAGGGGCUGUGGCUUCCAAGCCUGUGACUCACCAGGGGCCUCUGAGGCGCAGCUUUAGUGAGGAUGCACUUGUGGACAGCCCAGCUGGGACUGGUUCUCUCAGGGCUAGAAAGUGGAGCACCAGUGAGCCUGCAGACUUGGAGCAUACAGGACAGUCUAAAGAUCACCUGGGACCAGGAGCCCCCACGGUGCCUGGGUCUGCCCUGUUGCGCACAGGCAGUGAGCCCGUGUUGCUGAAGGAGCCUGCUCGCAUGGGAACAAUUGCCAUCGGUCUGAGAGCUUCAGAUGGGCAGCUUCAUGCAAAGGCACCCACCAAGCCACUCCGGACACCCUCCUUUGCCUCUGGGCGCCCCCCAACAUACUGUGAGCUCCGGCCUCAAGUGCCUAGUGUCCAGAGAACCAUGUCUGGACAAAGCUGCCCAGAGCCAGAGGCCCCAUGGUGGGAGGCAGAGGAGCAGGAGGAGGAGAAUAGAUGCUUUGUCAGACCACACGCUGAGGUCUCUUUCUGUCCCCCUGACAACCCAUCCUGCCUGCUGGGUCCCCAGAAUCGGCCCCUGGACCCCGCGGUCCUGCACACUCUCCGAGGCUUGUUCUUGGAGCACCACCCUGAGAGCACAGCCCUGCACCUGCUGCUGGUGGACUGCCAGGCUGCGGGCCUACUGGGAGUGACUAAGGCCCAGCGAGCUGCCAUGGGAGUUGCCUCUGGCCUGGAGCUGUUCACACUUCCUCAAGGCCAUCGCUUGAGGGUGGAACUGUUGGAGAGGACAGAGACCUUGGCGCUGGCCGGGGCGCUGGCCGUGCUAGGCUGCUCGGGGCCCCUGGAGGAGCGCGCGGCUGCGUUGAGGGGCCUGGUGGAGCUGGCGCUGACGCUGAGACCGGGGGCCACGGGCGACCUGCUGGGGCUGACCGGGGUCAUGAGCGCCCUCCUCAUGCCCCAGGUGUCCCGCCUGGAAAGCACUUGGCGCCAGCUCCGAAGGAGCCACACGGGGGCCGCGCUGGCCUUCGAGCAGGAGCUGAAGCCCCUGAUGCGAGCUCUGGAUGAAGGCUCGGGACCCUGCAGCCCCGGCGAGGUGGCCCUGCCGCACAUGGUGCCCGCCGCUCGGCUGCUGGAGGGCGAGGAGCCCGAGGAGCUCGCGGGGCCGCUGGAGGACAGCUGCGAGCGGCUGCUGUGCGUGAUGCAGGCGGCACGACAGGCGGCCCUCCAUGCGUCCAGGUUCCGCCAGGCGGCCGUCCAGCGUCUGCGAGGAUUCCAUCCAAACCCGGAACUGAGGGAGGCCCUGACCACUGGUUUCCUCAGGAGGCUGCUGUGGGGGAGCAGGGGUGCCCAGGCACCCAGAGCUGAGCGCCUGGAGAAGUUUCAACGAGUCCUCAGCACGCUCUCCCAGCGCCUGGAGCCUGACAGCUAGCAGCAGGCCCCUGUCUAUACUGCAAGGACACCCGUGCUCUUGAGGAUACCAAGAAGUUACCCCAAGCUCCUGAAAACGCUAGGGCACAGUGGUGCCCACCUGUCGUCCUACUAGUUGAGAGGUGGAGGCAGGAUCAGGAAUGCAAGGCCACCCUCAGCUCUUAGUGAAUCCAAAGACCGCCUGGACUAGAAACCCUGUCUCAGGACUGCAUGGUAGAAACCUGUGUCCCCUGAAGGUUGGUGUGAAAGUUUGCAAAAAUCUGUGCCCUUGGCCAAAAUCUCCAUGGAUCCAAGGCUCCCCCCCCCCCCCCAGAAAGAAGACUGGCCCAGGUAUCUGGAGGAAAAUCCGCAGCCUCACAGAAACCCCUCAUCUGGGACACAUGGCUCUUCACUGAGAGAAAAAAAACAAAAUGAAACACUAGCGACCUGGUGUGGUGGCUCAGGCCUGUAACCCCAGCACCCCCCCCCCAGGCUGAGGCAGAAAGCUGACCAUGAGUUUGAGGCUAGAUCCGCUAUCAGUGCUCAAAUGGGACUCUACCUCUUAAAUACUGUAUGACUUCCAGCAGGUGUCUUGACCUCUCUGUGUCUGACUUCACAGGAAGGUGAGAGACUGCUUCCUCAGGGUGGCGGCAGGAAUGAAGGAAUGCAUGAGUGAAAUGAAAGGUAGAAUAUUAGCACACAGUAGGUACCCAAUAAAUGUCACCUGUUCCAUGCAGGC
This is a messenger RNA of Jaculus jaculus (lesser Egyptian jerboa), 2689 nucleotides long. RefSeq names its product SH2 domain containing 3A (gene Sh2d3a). NCBI's taxonomy places the organism in Eukaryota, Metazoa, Chordata, Mammalia, Rodentia, Dipodidae. The record is from RefSeq and is a predicted model, not a curated record. The coding region runs from base 209 to 1972 and encodes 587 amino acids. The transcript has 11 exons. Gene Ontology annotation, molecular function: guanyl-nucleotide exchange factor activity; phosphotyrosine residue binding. Gene Ontology annotation, biological process: positive regulation of peptidyl-serine phosphorylation; small GTPase-mediated signal transduction.